AUGGUUAAUGGUAUGGCUUGCUAUCUAGUUUGGGAUAUUGAACAUACAGUGGGAGCAUCGGGAGGUGGGGUUUCUGGUAUGGAGGGGGCUUCAGAUAGCUGGAAAAGAUCGGAUGAAGUGACUCUGCUAUCUAAGAGAGUUGAAGGCUCUCCUUAUAUACACCGAGCUUCGGAACAUACUAUCUCCAGAUCCCGAGUUCCCCAGCCAAGGCUCUCAGUAUACGCGACAGAAGGGGAUAGCGAGCGAAUGACUGGACCCGAGCAUUCAUUUAUUACGUUCGUAUAUGGUGAAUCGAGGAUAAGACACUGGAUGAGAAACAUUCGGUUCGGAAGUCUGCAUGAUCAAUUUCAGGUAGCAGACAAAACAAACGGCCUCCGUCUUGGAAGUUUUAAUCGGGCACUGAUAACAGCAGAUAUUUUAAUAGGUGUUUGCAACCUCUCUGAUUUGGCCGCAAGUGUGGCUAUCCGACUUUUAGACACUGGUUGGUACAUGAGAUAUCCCACCGGGGUUCGCCAUUUACGCGCUCGACAUACACCGGCGAUAAAAUCUAAGAUGUAUGGUUAG
Lindgomyces ingoldianus is the source of this 564-nucleotide messenger RNA. RefSeq lists its product as uncharacterized. The transcript has 7 exons. Bases 1 to 564 code for a protein of 187 amino acids. The record is from RefSeq and is a predicted model, not a curated record. Lineage: Eukaryota; Fungi; Ascomycota; Dothideomycetes; Pleosporales; Lindgomycetaceae.